Messenger RNA from Gallus gallus (chicken), 4118 nucleotides. It is a transcript of the gene ZC3H12A, whose product is annotated as zinc finger CCCH-type containing 12A. The coding region runs from base 86 to 2131 and encodes 681 amino acids. Lineage: Eukaryota; Metazoa; Chordata; Aves; Galliformes; Phasianidae. The record is from RefSeq and is a predicted model, not a curated record. Gene Ontology annotation, biological process: nuclear-transcribed mRNA catabolic process, RNase MRP-dependent; 3'-UTR-mediated mRNA destabilization. Gene Ontology annotation, cellular component: cytoplasmic ribonucleoprotein granule; nucleus. Gene Ontology annotation, molecular function: metal ion binding; RNA endonuclease activity; mRNA binding. The transcript is spliced from 6 exons.
GGCCCCAUGGAGAUGCUGCGGUGGCUGUGCGGUGGGAGGCCGGUCUGGAGUGUGAGUGAAGGCCGAGAGACAGCCGAGGACAACCAUGAGUGUGGGCAGCGUGUCCUCCCUGCUGGGCUGCCCCGGCUGGCGUGAGGCGUUCCCGGUGCUCAGACAGCAGUUCAAUCGGCUGGAGGAGAGGAUGAGCUCCAGAGACACAUGUGAGAGUGGUUACCUCAGCCUGGGCCAGACCCUGAGCCGUGAGGAGGGUGUUGGUCCUGCCGUGCUGGCCAUGGAGCCGGUGGGGAGCCCCACGCAGGAGCCCCCUGACAGCCUCGAGAUGCAGCUGAAGGUGGACUUCUUCCGCAAGCUGGGCUAUUCCUCGGAGGAGAUCUACGUUGUACUCCAGAAGCUCGGCCUGAACGCUGAUACCAACACUGUCCUUGGGGAGCUGGUGAAGCAUGGCCCAGCUGAGCGAGACCCCACAGAGACCCCUCAGGAGACCAAGGAGGCUCCUUUGGUCCCUCGAGGAGGAGCUGCCAACAAGACCCCUGCACCUGUGCCACCUUUGGAAGAGAAGGAGAGCGAUAACCUGAAGCCCAUUGUUAUUGAUGGAAGCAACGUGGCAAUGAGCCAUGGAAAUAAAGAGGUGUUCUCCUGCAGAGGUAUCCUUCUGGCUGUGCAGUGGUUUUGGGACAGGGGACACAAGGAUAUUACAGUGUUUGUGCCAUCUUGGAGGAAGGAGCAGCCACGACCAGAUGUACUUAUAACAGAUCAGUACAUUCUUCGUGACCUGGAAAAGAAGAAGAUUCUGGUCUUCACUCCUUCCAGACGGGUUGGGGGCAAACGUGUUGUCUGCUAUGAUGAUCGAUUCAUUGUGAAGCUGGCACAUGAGUCUGAUGGCAUUGUGGUUUCUAACGAUACUUAUCGGGACCUGCAGAAUGAGCGUCCUGAGUGGAAGAAAUUCAUUGAGGAGCGUCUACUGAUGUAUUCCUUUGUUAAUGACAAGUUUAUGCCUCCAGAUGAUCCAUUGGGGCGGCACGGUCCCAGCCUGGAUAACUUUCUGAGAAAGAAACCUGUGGUGCCAGAACACAAGAAGCAGCAGUGCCCUUAUGGGAAGAAAUGUACUUAUGGAAUUAAGUGUAAAUUCUACCACCCUGAAAGGAUCAAUCAGCCCCAGCGCUCAUUAGCUGAUGAACUCCGAGCCAAUGCAAGAUUGUCUCCUACCAGAAGUACCAGUGCUGUCAAGGAGGAGAAAAAGGGCAAAAGAGGUUCCCAGGCAGAGCUCUUGUGCUCUGUGCCCACAGAGAGUGAUAAAAGCUCUUUGCAGAAGAUCUCUGCAGAGAGGAAAAGCUUGACACAUAAAACAAAGCCCAGUGAUGUUCCACUUCAGAUCAAAGGCUGUGUGUCAGGCAGUGUUCCUGCUAACAGUGGGAGCCACAGGUCCUCUGAAAGGUACCAGCAUCCUCAUAUGGACUCUCUGUCUUACAUCUCUCAGGAGCAUCUUGACUCAGGCAUUGGGUCUCUGGAGAACCAAUUGUCUGACAUGUGGCCUUACAGAUCUACCAGUCACUGUGAUCACUCCCAUGCUGAGCAGGUGACAGUCUGCACCUGUGGUAGGCAGAGACCUGUCUACCCACACUCUCCUAGCUUAGAGCAAAAUGGUCUGGUCUCUUACAAGCAUGGUUCCCAUAAAUCUUCUGCUUCUGGUGCUAGCUUCUUGCAGUAUAACCCUGAGAUACCUCACUCAGGGCCACCUCACUCUUUCUCAGGCUAUGGAGUACCUGUCCAUCCAGCUAAUGCUGGGCAGUACAGUCUCCCCAGUGAGUAUAAUGCCCCUUCUCUUCCUUCACUUCAUUCUCGUGAGUACUGGUCUGAGCCCUACCAGAUGCCUCCUCCCCAGGUGAGAUCUACCAGCGUUCGAGAUCCUCACUCAGUGCAGAGAGCCCCAGGGCCAACAUAUGGUGACUCCUGUCAGUGGAAUGUCUCUGAUCAGUUUGCAGAGGAGAGGGCCAACAUUCAUGUCAAACUGUGUGGCAUAUUCCAUCCCCAUUUAGUUGAUGCUGUGAUGAACCGUUUCCCUCAGCUUUUGGAUCCCCAAAAGCUAGCUGCAGAGAUACUAACCUACAAAUCCCAGAACCCAGGUAUAUGAAGCAGAUGCCAAGGGUAGCCAGCAUGCUAAGCUUGUGGGCAGUGUUUGCACUCUGUAGCUGCCGUAGAUGGCAUCUGCCUUUUGAGGGCUCCUCCUUGUUCCCUGCAAGUCCCAGGCUCCAGCUGGAGGCUGGGUACCAGAUGUGGCAUGCUCACAGUGAUUUCUGGUCUAGUCAUGACAGUGUGUCCCUCUUAAAGAUGUGAGAGCAGGUUAUGGUCCCUGUCAUCCUCAAAGGAUGCUGAAGAGAAUCUGGGUGCUGGACAGGAGAAAAGGCUGCUGUUUCAGAGCAGCCUUUCCUAUGGGAUUUACAUGGUGAGUUAGGCACACCCUAAAUUCCUGCAGUUCAGAACUGUGUAUGGCCUUAUUCCUCCCGUUAACUCAAGCUUUGUGUUGGCUUGGUAUAUUAGCAGGUAUACAGAGGGAGGGUUUUAUGGGGCUUGUGAAACAUAAAAAGAUGUAUGUGAAACAUACUAUCUCUAGUUGUGUGAGGCUCAUUUCUGAGGACUGAAAUGUGUUGUCAAGGCUAUUCCUAGCUCUUCACUAAGCCUCUUUGCUAAACUGUACCGUGCAGAUCUGUGGAGAACAUUGGAUUAUAAAUCCAACAUGAAGUUAGGUUUAGCUGUCUUAAAUUUGACUUUAUUGGUGCACUUGUUUAGUGAUACCCCUGCCACUUCAGCUCACCUUCCUGAGGUGAGGCAAUUCUAUGAUAUAUACCACAAGUGCUCAGCAAGCUGCUCAGCUCCCAGAAGUAUGGGGAGCUAUGGGUAUAAUUCAGCCUGGGAAAGGAAGGAAGACCUGAUGCUGCUCCAAAGCUGUAAGUGAGCUGUGUGUUUGGCACUUGCUGGAGGAGGCUGGAGUUGUCAGAAUGUGGAUGGCCAUGCUGUUGAGGCUGCUCUGAAGCAUUGUCCUUGCCUGGUAUCCUGUCUUUGGCUAUCUGUGUAACACUGACAAAGAGGAUUUAUGAUACAGUGCCUUUUGUCUUCAGACAGCAAUAGUUUUGAGCAUUCAGUAAAACAGCUGCUGCCAAUACUGUUUCUGAGGACUCCUUAAUGCUUUUCUCUGUAAAGCUGUUGCUUCGUCUUCCUUCUCACCAAUAUUUUCCUGUCCCCUUCAGCUUUGUCAGACUGUCACAGCAUCCAAAAAUGUAGAAUGAGACUUACUCGAUAAGGCUGUUCUCCUUUCAUUCCUUGUUCCUCUAAGUUGUGUUGUUGUUUUUUUUUUUAAUUGUAGAUACUGUAAUAGAUUUUAAAUAUGCAAAAAACAAUUGCUGUAGUAAUUGGUUCUGGUCCUGGAAUUUCACUGUGUUAUGGUGCAGGGAUGUUUCCUGCACUGCAGGCCAGAAGCAGUUGAUUUGUUGAUGCACAUUGUAUCUGUGUUUUGUGUGUUGGGUUUUUUUUAAGUACGUCCAUCUCGUGGUUAAACCAAGGCUGUCGAGUGGCAGAUCAUAAAGGGGAGAGUGGAAUACAGUGGAAAACUGAGGAAUGGUUUUGUCUAUUACUGAUCUUCCCUCUGUCCAAGGAGUGACCUACCCAAACAGGCACCAUGUGCCAUAAAAACCACAGGGACACAGAAACCUGUAUACCUGGUUAAUGAUGAUACAUUACAAAUUAGUAAUGUUUCAUGUUAGUAAGCAAAAUGCUUCUUAAUUUUAAGUAACCUGAUACUUCUCGUAUUUGUAAAUUACAGGAAAAAAGAAAAGGUUUUUAAUGUUAUUGUCCAACAACUUGCUGCUUGAUGCUGUUUUUCAUUAGUGCUAUCCUUGACUCAGCCAUUGUGUUACUUGGCGUGGUGUGUUUUGUUUUCCUGGCAGAGUGCUGAUAUACUCCUGCAGUCAGAAGGCUAACAAUUUCUGCUCAAAAGCUGACAUGUUACUGUACUUUGUGUAUCGUUAUGCAGUAUAUAGGUUAUGUACUGAAUGGAGGCAGCUGUGUGGAAGCCAUGGCGAAGUAAGAACUCAUGUUAUAUAAAUAAAUACUGCUGAGUUGAA